Suillus discolor is the source of this 2406-nucleotide messenger RNA. RefSeq lists its product as uncharacterized. The transcript has 9 exons. Lineage: Eukaryota; Fungi; Basidiomycota; Agaricomycetes; Boletales; Suillaceae. The record is from RefSeq and is a predicted model, not a curated record. The coding region runs from base 1 to 2406 and encodes 801 amino acids.
AUGGUGACGGUUACAGGCACGGAAGGUUCUCAUUCAUCGACAUCCUCCGCUACUGGUUAUCAUCAUCCUCGAUCUGGGUAUGUCUUUGGUGUCGGCAAAAACUUAUUCGACAGGUUGCAAGAGGAUCAAUAUGAUUAUCGCAGGAAAAUAAAUAUGUAUUACCCUUUUCAUGAUGAAGGGGAGUGGGAAUUGGCAAGGUUUCUAGUUGAAAACCUGACUCAAACUCAGAUUGACAAGUUUUUGAAGCUAAAAUGGUUUCACACCCGCCCAAGACCAUCUUUCACGUCAAAAGAUCAACUUUUCGACUGGAUUGACGCACUCCCCUCUUUUGUGCCAUGGAAAGUCUCGACCAUGGAGUUUACAGGCUACAAGACAACCUAUCCUUUGCAACUCAUCUGGCGUGAUGCUCUCGAAGUUGUCAAACAGCUCUUUGGAGAUCCCGUUUUCACCAAUCACAUUACUUUUCAGCCACAUGUUGUCAAUGUUUGGGGUCAGCGUGAAUAUGGGGAUUAUAUGAGCACCAAUAUGGCAUGGAAAAUUCAGGACCAUCUCCCAGUAGGUGCUACACAAGUACCGAUCAUCCUGGGAUCAGAUAAAACACCUGUGACACACACUACCGGAGGGCUUGAGAUGCACCCACUCUUCAUUAUGAUUGGCAACCUCGAUUCAGAAGUUCGCUCCAAGGCUACACUACGAGCUUGGCGGUGUAUUGCUUACAUGCCCAUCACCAAGUUUCGUGUGCAUCCUGAUUAUCAGAGCAUUCUGCAAGCACGUCUGUGGCAUAAAUGUGUCGAUCUUGUCUGCGCCAAUCUCAAGAUUGCAGCAAAAAAUGGUUGUUUUAUGCCUGAUCCUUCCCGAUACAUUUGUUAUGUCUUUACACCUCUCAUUGCUCACAUAUGUGACCUCCCAGAGGCUACCAUGAUCGCUACCGUCAGUAAAAAUGCAUCUCCCAUAACUAUGGCGACACAGGCAAAUUUUGGUGAUGGAGUCCUCCAUCCUCCUCCAAAAGCAGUCCAUCUGUCGGGAGUUCACAUGCCAUAUUGGCGCAAUUGGAUGUUCGCAUGCCCAUCUGUCUUUCUCACUGGUGAAGUUUUACAUACCUGCAUCAAGUUUUUUGCAGAUCAUCCGCUCAAUUGGAUCAAGGAGACAGUAGGGAAACCUGAGCUCGAUGCUCGCUUCAUGGAGCACCGAGAUAUCCAAUGCACCAUUGUCGCUUCAAUCGCAGGUGUUGCUCCACCCAGAUUCAUUCGUGCCAUUCACGCCCUUGUGGAGUUCAUCUAUCUUUCGCAGAAUCCAGUUCAUUCUCCUGAUUCCCUACAGUCAAUGGCGCAAGCGCUUUCAGAUUUUCACGUGUUCAAGGAUGCUAUUCUUUGGAGAGUCGAGAGACUGGGCACUUUGAUGCAGUUUUCAGCUGACAUGACAGAGCGCUUACUCAUCACACACUGCAAGCAUCUCUUUGGGCGCACAAACCGGCGAUCCACUGAUUUUACAGAGCAGUGCAUACGGAUCCUCAACCGCCAGGAGUCAAUGGAGUUAUUCAACUUGUAUGCAUUAUUCUAUUCUCGUGGCACGUCACUUGUCAAUACCAUAUGUAUGGAAGAUGAGGAAGUGACAACCGUUAAUCCAGCACUUUCCUGGGUUUCUCGUGUUCUCCCUGAUGAAGCACAUUCUGUUCAUGGACCUCGGCCAGUUCAGAAUCAUUUUCUCAAGGGCAUUCUUUCUGGAGAUGCUCACACUGCUUUCCAUCUGACUUCGACGCCAGAUUACAAGGCUCUGACACCCAUCGCUAUUGAAACCAAAUAUUCACUUCUAUCCCUCCUCACUGGCGAGCAUACCCGCUGGGACCACAAAUACAGACACUUUUGUGCAUGGAACAAAUUCCGACUACAGCUUCACUCUGCUUUCCAGCCACAAGUCAUCAUGCCAAGCAGAGUGAUACAAGCGUACCCACCGAGUGAUGCAUUCCCCCUUGGAAACUGUGACACUGUCCUAAUCAAUGUCACGGAUGAUGGUGGCCAAAGUACCAGUCGUGUUGCACAAGUCCGACUUAUUUUUCAGCCAAAGAUUCCACGGACUUCUGACUUGGUGUUGCCAAUGUUCCUCUCCAGUCCACUCCUCUACGUCCAAUUCUUUCACUUUGUCGCUAAUCCCAGUGACCAUCCAGAACUUGCAAUGUGGACAGUAGAGCGCACAUACACGAUAGACCAACAUGGUAAACAUUGUAGGUGUGGUGGCGUGAUAUCAUUGACGGAUGUAACACAUGCUGUCGAAUUGAUACCAGAAUAUGGUAACAAGGUAGAUGCAAAGAUUUCUUCGGCCACUUGUUUGGAGAGCUAUGACCAGUUUUUUCUUAACAGUUUCGCGGAUAAGGAGAGCUAUCAUACAUUCAGCACAGAGUUUGCAUAG